Messenger RNA from Naegleria lovaniensis, 840 nucleotides. RefSeq lists its product as uncharacterized. NCBI's taxonomy places the organism in Eukaryota, Heterolobosea, Eutetramitea, Acrasida, Naegleriidae. Gene Ontology annotation, molecular function: oxidoreductase activity, acting on the CH-OH group of donors, NAD or NADP as acceptor. The transcript has 4 exons. Bases 1 to 840 code for a protein of 279 amino acids. The record is from RefSeq and is a predicted model, not a curated record.
AUGACUGCAAAAACUGUGAUUGUCACUGGUGGAUUCAAUGGAAUUGGAUUGGUCAUUUCCCAAACUUUGCUUGCAAGACAAUUCCGAGUGGUCAUUGCUGAUAUUGCUGUUCCGAAUGAUAUUAAUGAAAAUUUGCAAUCAACAAACACAACAACACCGUUCAUCAAUCCAUUCGCAAAUUUAUUUGAUCCAUCCAUGUACCUUUUAAUUCAUUGCGAUGUUUCAAACGAGCAAGAUGUGAAAAAUCUAAUGGAGAAAACAAUUCAUAAAUUUUCUCGUUUGGAUGCCAUAGUAAACAAUGCUGCUGUUUCACACCCUCAUUAUCAUGGCAAGGAUAUUACUGAACUUUCUUUAGAGGAGUGGAAUAGAGUUGUAUCGAUCAAUUUGACAAGCGUCUUUCUUACAACUAAAUAUGGUGUUCCUUAUUUGAAGCAAUCUCGAGGAUGCAUUAUUAACAUUUCGUCAACACGAGCAUUGCAAAGCGAAGCAAACACUGAAAUUUAUAGUGCAACUAAGGGAGGAGUUCUUUCUUUGACUCAUUCAUUGGCAAUUAGUCUUGGACCCGAAAUUAAUGUGAACUGUAUUUCUCCUGGAUGGAUUGACGUGCAAUCUCAUCAAGUUGGCAAAGAACGACAAUAUGAAUUAAGAGAAGGUGAUCAUAAACAGCACCCUGUUGGCAGGGUUGGGCGACCUGAAGAUGUUGCAAAAUUGUGCUUAUUUCUGAUUGAGGAUGGUUGUCAAGAUGGAAGUGGAUUUAUCACUGGUCAAAACUUUGUAAUUGACGGAGGAAUGACAAAGAAAAUGAUUUAUAACGGAGAGCCAUGGUGGAAAGAGGAGUAA